UUCCAGCUCAAUCGAAUAUGACAGUUGGAUUUGAACUGUUAUUUCAAAAUGCUUUUAUAUUUGCUGCUUCAUUGAUAUAUAAAGUUGGUCGUGUGGAAGAUCAAUGGUAAAACAAAUAUAGGUUUAUUUAAGUAUAAAUAAUAUGCACUACACCUUAUUUAAUUAUGUGUUAAAUUUUUACAGUGACUAAAAUUAAUGUUAUUAACAUUUAGAAUUAUAUUGUAAAUAUAUAUAUUUUUAAAUAUAUUACCUAGGUAUUAUAUUUUAUACAAUUACUAAUAGGGUAUGAUAAUUAGGUUUUGGAGAGAAUGUAAGUUGAAGAACUGGAUUUAAUUAUUAGAUUAUGCUCUAUUUUGUUCUAUAUUUGAGUACGCGUUAAUUAUUUAUCCUAUUCAACUGAUUCUUCUAAAAUGCAAAAACUCCAUAGUUUGGUAUAUACUCAACAUUCUGUCUCCAGCAUCUAAUUAUCUUAAUAUUUAAUUUGUCAUAAGUGUACUUUAAUUUAAACAAAUUAAACAAAAUAUAUUUCUUAUUUACUUUCAUUAAUUAUUUUGUAUAUGAGUUUAUGAUACUGACCUCUACUUCAGUCCUAUAAUAGUACAUAUUCUUCUUUUUGUAAUAUAGUUAUAUACAAAUUGUAAAAGGGUUUAACAUUAUUAAUAUAAAUAUAUAAAUAAAAUAAGUGCAUUAAUAUACUUAAAUACUGGUUUAAAAUAUAAUAUAAAACAAUAUAUAUUAAACUCACAUUCUGUAAAAAAAAAUUUCAGGGUGGGAAGAUAUUUUUAAACAAUGCAACCCACGGUGUUUGAAUAGAUACCUAGUAUUUAAGAAUAUAACAUUUUAGAGCGGCUAGUUUCAUUCGUAGAAACCAUCCAGUAAUAGUUGAGAAAAGAGACAAGGGAGAAGAAGAUAUAAUAAUUUUCAAAGAAUAAUAAAAAUUUUAACUUUUAAAAUAAUAUCUUAAUGAAAUUUAUUAAAACAUUUUUGUUUAAACAAGAUAGUAACAUUAGAACAAUAUAUUUAUAACAAUAAUUCAAGAUCAAGCAUUGGAACAAAUGAUUAUCUUAAUUUGAGAUUUUCAUAGAAAAUGUUUUCAAUUAGAUAAGUUCAGAUAAAUGUUCAUCUUUCCAUUCAUUUUUUGGCCUAUUACUUCUUGGCAUAUAAGUUGAAUUGUUGCUUUUUGAUACAAUAUGUAUAUUGUUAAAUGAGGAUUAAUUUUUAAACUUAUUGAACAAUUUUUUUCUUAUCCACGGAGGACUCAUGUAAUUGUUUAGAUUUUCCAUCACUUAAAUUAUUUUUUGAAAUGUUUUCAGUUUUUUUAUUUUUAUUUGUUGGGUAUUUUUUUUUUAAACUAUUAGUUUUAAUCUUACUUUCAUUAUCAUUUUUUGAUAUAGAUUGUUGUUGGUGAUUACUAUUAUUUGUAUCAAAAUUAUUUUUACUAGCAUAAACAUGUGGUUUUUUAUUAGGAUAACUUCUAUAUGAGUUUCUAUUAUAAUUUUGACUUUGAGAAUUAGUUUUAUCAUCAUUUAAAUGUUGAUUCUUAUUAUUGUUUUUAUUUAACAGUUUUUUGAAUUGAUUACAUGUGUUGUAAACAAUUACUUUUUCUUCUGUAUUCCAUUUGGGAAGCUUGGAUAUAAGUUCAACUUUGGCAGCUAAAUCAUAUAAAAAUUGCUUCACUCUGAAUAAUCCAUUUAAUUUAAAUAAAGGAUAAGCGAACUGAAAUUAAAAAAGAAAAAUAUUAAAUCAUAAAAUACUGUACCUAAAUAAAAAAUGUAUUUUAGUUAUUUAGAAAUACAGUAUUGAAUUUAGUUAAUAAUUUUUCUUAACAAUACUUAAUUUGACAUAAUUACAUUUUUCACGUAUUUUAUAACUUCGUAAGUAUGGUACAAAACUGGUUCACCUUUUACCAGAUUAUUAAUACAUUCAUCUUUUAAAACAAAUUCUUAACUAUUAAAUAAAAGAAAUUUAUUUGCAUUUGAUUGAAACUGUAGUGUACAAAAAUUAUUUUCACUUUUUGUUAUAAUCCUUCUAUAGAUAACCUUUAUUAUAUUAUUUGUUAUUGAGAUUAUUUACAAUAAAAAAUAGGCAAUUUAGGUAUUAUCUAUAUAAUUUACUCAAAUUUAGUAUUUUCAUUAUAUAGACGUUUUACUAUUACUGUGAUUUAACUUUUUUACAACAUUAAUUAAUAUAUAAAUUAAUACAUCUUUUCAUAAAUUACAAUUGUUAAUAAUGAACUUGGUAAGUUUUUAUGAAAUAUUAUUUAUUAAUUAAAGAAUAUGUAUAAUUUGAUUUUUUUUAAGUUUAAUUUCUAUGAUUUACAUACGUAAUUUUUUCAUUAUUAUAUAUUUUAUUAAUAUAUUGAUUUUACUGGUUUUUUUUUCUGUCUGUGAACAAUUUUUCUACCAGAUAAUUUGCUUAGAAGUAUAGAGUGUUGCACCUUUUCUGAAGCCUAAUUUUCUCUAGUUGGUGCAUUUGGUAGUAAUUUUUCGAUUUUCCAAGGAGGUUUUUCGAAAUAAUUGUGAAAAAUCUUAAAGAAAAAUAGAGGUGAAAUGGGAAAUAUUUAUGGCAUGUUUUCAUGGUUUUUAUUAUGUUAACAUAAUGCUUUCUACCAGAAAUAUUGCUUCAAUCCAAAAAUGGCAAAAUCUCGAUUUUGUUCCUUAUAAUAUUACAUCACUUACAGAUAAAGUCGUUUUUGAAUAUAUCCAAAGGGACUUUUCUAAUAAUUGGGAAAAACUAAAAAAAAAAAAAAACAAUUUUCCAAAUUACAAAAUAAUGUUUUCAUUAUUUUAAAUUUGUACGGCUCAUGUUUUUUACCAUUAUGAUUGCUCCAAUUAAAAAAACAUCAAGAGAUAUUUUUUGUUGAAUUUGUAAUCUAGUUGGUGAACAAGAAAGUAGUUAUUUUAAUAAUUGAGCAAAACCGAAAAAAAUGCAGAAAGUACAGGCAAAAUAUUUUUUUUUUAAUUUCAUCAAUUUUGUUUUUCUUAAUGAAACUUCCAUUAUGAAAAAGAAAUUUCUAUUGGAAAUUCUUUUUCAGAAAUGAAUUAAUAUGUCAUUUGAAUAGAUAAGUAAAUAGUACACACUAAAUAUAUUAUUACUAUGUUUAUCUGUAUACACAAAAGGAUAAACUAACUGAAUGAUCUAUCAAUGCACAGCUCAAACCACUGGAUAGAUCGGGCCAAAAUUUGGCAUACAGAUAGUUAUUAUGACGUAAGUAUCUUCUAAGAAAAUAUUUUUCAAAAAUUUAACCCCUAAAGGGGUAAAUUUGGGGAUAAAAGUUUGUAAGAAAGUAGUCUAUUUUUAAAGUAGAAUUCAUACCAACGGUAUUUGACGUUUUGGCUAGAAAUUAAUUGGAAGUUAAGAAACACGAGUAUCGAGAUUUUUGAAAUUUUCACCCUCAAAAUGUUAAAAUAGGAGAUAAGUCUUCCACAAUUUUUACAAAAAUGUAUAAGUUUUAGGGGUUUUAACUUACAAUGACUAUUCUUGUACCUUAGAUAAAACUGAAAAAGGAUCACCUCUAUCAUAAUUCUAUCCCAAAAACUAAUUAAUUAACUAUUAUUAAACUCAACUAACAAGAACCGACUCUAUAUGAAGUAUACGUGUAAAUAAUAUUGGAACUGAUAAACCCACUCCAUCCUUAAUUUGUAAAAUGUUAAAAGGUGUGUCAACUCUAUGCCUAUUAUGACAAAUCAGAUUGGACAAUUUUGGAUAAAAAUAUUACAGUGAAACCUUGGAGGAACAAGGUAAUUAAAAAAAUAUUUCAACCGACUGUAAUUAAGAGAUAAUGUCAGAUCUUCCAAUAAAUUAAAAUGCGUGCUUAAAAUAAAUAAAAGGGAGAGAAAUUCUGUACAUAUUAUUUUGAAAUAAAAAACAAGUUAACCAGAUGCCCCAAGUCACUCAUUUCUAUGUUAUUUGAAUUUUAAAUUAAUGAAGUUAAUUGGAAAAUAUAUUGGUUAAGUUCUGAUAAUAAAUCCAACAUGUGUAAGUGGAUGUUUAUCUACACUUGAAUAAUAAUUUAAAUGCUUAAAAAUUGUUGAAAUUAAAAAUAAUAAUAAUUUAAAACUUAAUUAAAUAAUAUAUAUUUUUAUCAUAGAAAAAUUAAAAAUGUCGUUUUAUUACUUUUUGUUUGUUCAAACUUCAAAAUUUUCUGAUUAAAAACAAUGAUAAAAAAUGUAUAAGUUGAUAAUUAUUAAUUAGUUAGUUUCGGUUGAAAUAUUUUUCCACUUAAAUAUUUUCUUAUAAUUUGAUGUUCAGCUUAAAUACAGUCGAUUGAAAUAUUUUCGGUUGUUUUAUAGUCCUUCCUAUUCGAUGUGUAAACAUUGUUGUUUUUCUCUCAAUACAUCAAAGUUUUCGAUAUUUUCAAAGUCGAUGUUCAAUACAUCGAAUGUUCAAACAAUUAAGAACAGGAUGAAGAUACAAUGAAUUUCAUCUGAUAUACCAACUUUUACAAACCUAAUCUGAAAAUUUCAAAUACCUACAAACAGAUUUAAACAUAAAAUGGCAUUUCAAAAACCAAAUCUGUUGAAAACUCCACAAGGUGUCUGCUAUUACAAUAACAGUGCAUUGUAAUAUGUUUAUCUAUUGUUUUGAACAAUUCUACCCAACUACUACUAAUUGUAAGUAAUUAGUAGCUCUAACUACUACUAAUAAUAAGAUAAAGGGGCCUACUGUAAGCCUGGUUUUUGAAUCAAAAAAAUAUCUUACAGACUACAUUGAACUUCGUUUUUCAAUAAUUUUAUAUUAAACUUUAUAAUAAAAAUUUUCUUUAAAAAUAAGCAAUUUAAAAUUUUUUUAUUAAGUUUUAAUACCAUUAUUUAAUGCUGUUUAGAAUAUUGUUGUUUAUACAUUUUAAUAAUAGUAAGGAAAUAUUAUAUUGAAAAUAAGGUUUCUCUAUUUCUGUCUGUAAAAAUGACUGUGUAUCUCUUCUACUUAAAUGGGUAUCAGGCAGUAAAUUAGUGAACAUUUUUAUCUCUAAAAUAGUUAUUGAAAUAUUAAAAAUAAUUUUAAACUUUUAGAAAAUUAGAAUAAAUUAUUGAAGGUAAACCAUUAUAUAAUGAUACUCAGCAUAAGGUGUCAUAAAAUAGCACCCAGGUAUAUUUAUAUAAAAUAAGGCUUAAAGCGCUUGAAAUCCAAAAAAUACAUAAUUUAUUUAUUUGAUGAAAUCGCUUCAUUACUUUAAGCUCUACGAGGGAUAUACUGAACACAAAGAUAAUUUUCCAUAGUCAAUAAUAAAAUAAAUUGUUAAGUAAUUAAAAUAAUGGAUAAGAAAAUAAUAAUAUUAUUUAUUUGUGUCAUUAUACAACCAAAAUACAUGGUGUACAGAGUAUAUUUGAGCAAAACUGAUUUACAGUUAAGCAGAUAAAAUUGGUUUUUCUACAACAUACCCUACUGACUAUAGUACCUAUAUAACAGUAGCUAAAAUAAAUGUCAAAUUUUUAAUUUUUGUAACUCUUAUCGCCAUCUAACAAGAAUUUUAUCCUGUUAUUAUUACGUAGUGUAUUUCCUAUUGCAGUGGACUAUCUAUUGUAUAUAUAAUCAAUGGUUAUACCUAGUAGUAAAAAAAAAAAAAUGAAUAUAAUGUAGUAGUGUUUUUUAAAAGCAUUAAGUUCAAAUUGUGUAAAAAUCAAGUUAUUUCAAAUCACAUCACUGAAAUUCUCCCAGAAACAUUCUUUGUUGCAUACCCAUAAUUAUAUUUACAAUGUCACCUAGUGUAAAUUCCUUAAAAUAUACUCUGAAUUUGAUAAUAGUGUAAGGAGGAUAGUAUUUUAAAUGCAAACCUAAACCUUGAAGACUAAGUCUUUGGCCGCCACUUUUCGCUUGAUCAUCUUAUAAAUCAACUUACAAAAACUGUAUAAAUAAUAAACUUAAAAAAGCAGCUAUUACUUUUUUUUAAAUAUUAUAAAUAAUUUUAAAAAAACUAAGAUUUUUUUUCUUGUUUAAGUACUUACAAUUAAAUGUCGUGUUUUGAAUGUAUCAUCAAUAUUUUGAUCCAUGUAUAACUUUAAAUAGUGCAUAGUUUCCUUCGGGUUAUUUUCAUAAUAAUAGUAAUAUAUCAAUAUUUGUGAUAAAAUAAUAAGCCUUCUUUUUGGGCUAUUAAAAACAUCGUAAAUCAUAUUUAAUGACUGUACCAAAGGAUAUUCUUCAACAGGUUUAAUAAGACACUCGACUUUUAUUAAUUGUAGUGAACAAUCAAAAUUACCAGCAGCCAUUCCACGAGAUAGAUGCAAUUUUGCUUUUUCAUAGUUCUAAAAUUACAAUAAUAUAUUUUUAUUUUUCAAAAAUAAUAAACUAUUAUUAAUUAAUAGUUAUUAUACCUUUUCGUGUUUUAAAUAAUAUUUGCCCAAAACUUGAUCCACACGACUACAUUUAACAUUAGUUAAUUUUUGAAUAACUCCAUCAAUUGUUUUUUUAAAUUGAAAUUCUUUUGGAAAAUCAUUGUAUACCAUUAAACACGAAUUAAGUAGUUUUACAUUAUCAUUAGCUAACUCGACUGCUUUCCUGUUAUGAAUAAAUAUUCUCAAACAAUAGCAAUUAGCAAAAGCACAUUUAUAUAUUAAUGAACAAACCGCAGAAAAAUCAGAAUUUUGAAGAAAUUAUAAAGAUAAAAAGCAAUAUUUAGUUCAAUAUUAUAUUUCAAUGGUUAAACAAUUUUAAGCUAAAUAUAGAUCAUUAAUCAUAUUUUAAUCCAGAGAUAUUUCAUUCGUACAUAAAAUCAAUUGAGGUUAUAGCCGAUUCACACUUAUAUGACAACACAACACGACAAAACAUACUGGCAAAUAAUUUUGUGAACAUUUGUAGAAAAAUGUUAAAAUACAAAAAUCAGACUGAGUAAAACAAAAAUUGUAACCAAACUAAUAUCAAUUUAAAAUAGUGUAGCUAAGUGCACGUCAAUCAUUGCAGUUCGUAUGUGAACUCGACGACAUUUUUGUCUAUUAUGUCAUAUUGUGCUGUACCGUUCAAGAGUGAACCGGGCUUUAUACUUAACUAUAUCUUCUAUCUAAAAAUAUUUUCUUAUAAGUCAGGGUCUCAGAAUAAGAUAACGUAGGGGGAGGGGGUUAUUUUGUAAAUGCAUCUAAAGCGCAAAUUUAUGAUGAACUCAAUGAUUAAAUAAACUAAGAGUAUAUUCAAAAACGUAAACAGAGGGGGACGAUCACUCCUAUACCCCCUAUAACCCCCUGGAUCUGUCACUUAAAGUAAAUAGAAAUAUUAAUUUAACACUAAAAAUAAAAGCAGUUGAUAUCAUCAAUCUUCAUAAUCAAAAUAAUAAUUAGUGUAAGUUUAGUAAUUUAAGUAACAAUUCUCAGUCCUAGCAUAGACCCAGCAUAGGACUUAUACAAAUUAUUAUUUAAAGAGCAUGGUGCUGAUUAUUAACUAAGGGACAAAAUUUAGGCUAUUCCUAAUCACAUCGUCAACUGUUAACCUUGUGUUUGUUGUAAAUGAAUAUUAGUGUGAGUGUGGUUUCAUGAACCUACCAUCACCAUAGCAGAUCUGGUUUUGUUGUGCUCGACAUCAUUAUCAGUUAUUUUUGGUUUAUUAUCCAAAUUAGAUAAAAUUCUGUUGAUAUAACAGUAUGCAUAUUGUAUAAAAAUAUUAUAAUAAAAUAUAUAGGUAUUAUUGUUAUCGAGUAUGGACGCUUGACAGAAUUUUGUUUGCUAAUAUUGUUCAGUCUCGUUUUGACCUUUCCUCAGUACUCGAAUUCAUAAAAUAUAAGAAGGACCAUACAACGUAAAAAAAAAAAAUUGCGCCCCUUGUAAUUAUUGAACUAAAUAUAACUCAUGGAGGGGCUUAGCCCUCCACACCUCCCACACCAAUUUUCAAACAUAAUUCAAUAAUUCAUAAUUUCCAAAAACAAACACUAUCUAAUGUAGGCUAACUUUUGCUUACACAGUAGUAUAGUAGCUACUAUAGUAGAUAUUAUUUAUAUUAGAUUCUAAUAUGAUGGUUACUACUAUAAUUCUAUUAUGAUGAUGUGUUUGUUCUUUUUCUGUAUCUGAACAACUUUUCUAGAAGAAAUCUUGCUUUAAUUAUCAACUUUAAAGGCAAUGGUAAAAAUUGUAAUCUCAUUGGUGCAAUAAUGAGUUUAUUUUUAGAUCAUCUUUAUAAUAUUCUUAAUUAUGAAGAAAUUCUUAGAAACGCCAGGAAAUCUUGCAUCUGUUACAUUUACUGCUUCUGUUUUAUUCUAUUUUGUUUAUGAAAAAUAAUUGUUAAGGUCAGAAAUUCCAGUGAAUACUUUUAUAAAUAUAUUCUCUUAUAUAUAGCUCUUUCCAAAGAGCUAAAGAAACGUUUUACAGGCCGCAUUGACCUCCAAUUUUUUAAUUCCAAUUUUAAAUAAUGGAAUAAAAACUUGGAAUUAUCUUUUUUUUAAAACUCAUUAAAAAUGUUAAGAAUAAAAUAUUUAAAAACAGAGUUCAAUGGCCUGUAGAAUGUUUUUAAUUAAAAAGAACAAAAAUUUUUAAUUUGGUUGAUUCUGUUGAACAGUAUCACUAUUUUCGUAGUGUAUUUUUGUGGGCAAAACAACAACAUUGGCACCUUAAGUAGUUUUUCUCAUAAAAUAUAAUGUGGAAUAUGAGUAGUAUUUAAACUUUUUAUACUUACAAUAUUAGUUCUGAUGACAUCUUAUAAUAGUUAUUAGAUAAUUUUUUGUUUUUUUUUAAUUUCUGUGCGAAUGCUGCUUCUUUAUAAAUUUUUGAAGCUUCAAUCAAUGGUCGAGAUUCAAUCUCAUUUGAACAUAAGCUUUGUGCUGCAUUUAAUUCAUCUGAUGUAGGCAUUUCAUAUUGCUCAUUAUAACGCCUAACUCGUCCUUUGGCUUUUAACCAAGUGAUAAUAUUCUCAGAAUCCGUAGGAUGAAGAUCACAGGCUUGUUUAGCAAAUUUUAAAGCUUCAUCAUUUCCCUUCGGUGGAUAUUCCAUAAAUACCCUGGCUCUAAUUACAUUAAUUGCCGCUUUUUCAAAUUUACUAAAAUGAUUAACUGGUUUAACAAAUUCCAUUGUCUAAGGGAAUACAAAUUAUUUAAUUAAAUUCUAAAAAAUUAAAAAACUAUACAGUCUGGUAAAGCAGAGUUAAUUUUUUUUAAGCAAAUUUUGAUUUAUUCAAAAAUAUUUAAUUCAGUUAUCUCGAUUACUUGAUUAAUUAAUUAGGAUUUUUUUUUAUUAAAAAAAAUCACCAGAGUUCACUAAUUUACAACAUGGAAAUUGCUGAAACCUUGGUCUUGUAUGGCGGAGUUGGGUUUACAUUUAGGACACCUCCACCUUGCAACAGUAUUAGAAAUACUAGGUUAGGUAAGUUAGUGGCCAUCGCCCUCCUGUAAGGGAAGCCUGUCAAAGAGCUAUGUAGCAGUCAGCAAGCAAAUGUUUAUUCCGUAUUCCACAUAUUAUGUUUUAUGAUAUACCUAUAGUUUUCAAAUAAAUAACUUCUAAAAUAAUAAUUUCCUCUAAUUGCACCAUCAUCUUCAGCAUUGAAAACUCAAUUUUUCCUAUUAAAAUUUUUUGCAGUUUAAUAUCCGUCAGUAGUUCAUCGUAUAUUAUACAGGUACUCGAGAUAACCAAAAAAUACAAACAGUAUAACAUAAUAAAAUUAUAAUUAUUAUUAUGAAAACUAAAUGAUUGAUGAAAGCUGGAUAAUUGUUGAAUAAGAAAAUAGUUUAAUAUUUACUUUUUCAAAAUCAAAAUCCAACGUUAAAGCAAUAUAAGCAUUAGUGGCUCGAGCAAUAUGAUUGCUAGUUUCUAAAUAAUGAUUAUUUAACUUGUCAAAUUUACAUGUCUCCACAUAUUUAACAAUAUUUUGGAUUUCAAAUAAUGAUUCUUUAUGUCUUCCAUUAGUAUAAAGUUCAUAACAAACAACCAAUUGAAAAAAAAAUCUAAAAUAUUAAAAUAAUUAAAUACUGUUUUGUUAAGUUUUUGUACUCAAAUUAUUUGAUAUUUAAAAAAAAACAUUACAACACUACCUGUGUAAAUUGAAUACAUCAUUUUCAUUACUCAUAUUCAUUUUUAUUUUUUCUUGAAUUUUAUCAAUGAGAUUUAUCAUCAGAUUUUCACUGGUUCCAGUUUUCUCUUUGAUCUCCCACGAAAAGAUAGUCUCAAAGUUGUUUUUUAUUUUAUUUAAUUUUGUCUGUAGGUUGUCAAUCACAUCGAGUUCUUUAAAAGCGGUAUUGUCAAUAGUCAAGCUGUCUAAUGCGUCAGAUAAAGCAGCCAUUUUUAAAUUACCUAGGUACAUAUAAAACAAUAACAAUUACAAUUAUUUAAUUAAUUAACAUACAAUCAAAACUUACUUGAGAGCUCGAUUCACUAAAUUAUUGUUUAUUCACUUAGUGUAAUGGAAAUCAAUUUGAAUUUCUCUUCGCAUUAAAAUUAUUUCAAAAAACAAAACGAAAAUAAUAAUUGAUAUAAAAGAAAAAAAUGCAACGUGCUACUAUAAUAUUACAGUGAUUGAAUUAAAAAUAUUGAUAAUUAUGAAAAUAUUAUCAGAGAUUAUAUAACACCAGACGGUGCACUUCUCAAUUUACUGUAGUCGGUUUUACAAAACUAAGCACUCGAUCGAAGCGCGACCCGUGGCCAAAUCUCGUCAGGGUUUUAAAAAAUGUUCAUAUAAAAGCGCGCCAAAUUAAAAAAAAUAUAUAAUGACAGCUGUUAGGUAUAUUUCACAUUUUAGUAACCAAUGUAUACUAAAAAAACAACUGCUAUUAUAUCAAAGAAAGAAAAUAUGAACUCGAUUAAAUUGUCCUUCAAAUGGGUCAUGAAGUUGUACUCUUGCCGCCAUACCAUUGCAAAUACAAUCCCAUUGAGUUAAUAUGGGCACAAGUAAAAAGGGAAGUCGCUAAAAAUAAUAAAACUUUUAAAUUUGCUGAUGUCGAAAAAUUUUUAAAUGACGCAUUGGAGUCAGUAACUGUUGAGGAUUGGAAAAAAUAUACCGAUCACUGUAAUAACCUACAAGAGGAGGAUUUCAUCAAAGAAGGAUUAAGAGACGAAAUUUUGACACUAACAAAAUACUAACAAUCAAUCCAAAUGAUAGUAGUGAUUAUGAGAGCGACAGCGAAGGAUCUUAAUUUUUUUUAUCAAUAAUGACCGAAAUAAUUUUGAUUUAUUGUAUAAAAAAUAUACUUAUGUGUACUCAAAUCAUAUUUAAUCUACUUAAUAAAUUAUAUUUUAAUAAACUGCAAAAAAAAAAGGUUUUCGUUAUUAUUUAAAAUGAUUAAAAAAAAUAAACAAGAUAAUAAAUUGGCGCGCAUUUGGGAAACAAUGGAAUUGCUAACUUAGUCCACGGGUCACGCUUUAAUCGAGUGCCUAGUGUUGGAAAACCGACUAGAAUAACUUAAACACACUCACUCAUAUUUAUUUCUAUGCAAUACAGCAGGGCCACAUAAUGAUGAAUAAAUU
Molecule: messenger RNA, 11369 nt
Organism: Cinara cedri
Lineage: Eukaryota; Metazoa; Arthropoda; Insecta; Hemiptera; Aphididae
Source: the annotation of a GenBank genome assembly